This is a messenger RNA of Mugil cephalus (flathead mullet), 1031 nucleotides long. It is a transcript of the gene tnnt1, whose product is annotated as troponin T type 1 (skeletal, slow). The record is from RefSeq and is a predicted model, not a curated record. Gene Ontology annotation, cellular component: troponin complex. Gene Ontology annotation, molecular function: tropomyosin binding; troponin T binding. The transcript is spliced from 14 exons. The coding region runs from base 16 to 852 and encodes 278 amino acids. Lineage: Eukaryota; Metazoa; Chordata; Actinopteri; Mugiliformes; Mugilidae. Gene Ontology annotation, biological process: regulation of muscle contraction; sarcomere organization; slow-twitch skeletal muscle fiber contraction.
CUCUUUGUUUCAGCCAUGUCAGAUGUAGAAGAAGAAUACGAGGAACAGACGGAGGAGGCUGAGGAGGAACAGGAAGCUGAGCCCGAGGAGGAGGCGGAGGCGAACGAGCAGGUGGAGGUGGAGGAAGAUGGAGAGCUUCAAGAGUACCAAGAUCAUGACGCCCAGGAGGAAGAGGAGGAGCGCCCCAAGCCCAAGCCAAUGGUUCCUCAACUUGCUCCUCCAAAGAUUCCUGAGGGGGAGAGAGUGGACUUUGAUGACAUUCACAGAAAGCGUAUGGAGAAGGACUUACUGGAGCUGCACACUCUGAUCGACGCACACUUCGAGCAGAGGAAGAAGGACGAGGAAGAACUCAUUGGUCUCAUGGAGAGAAUUGAGCGUCGUCGGUCAGAGAGAGCAGAGAUCCAGAGGGUCAGAGCAGAGAAGGAGAAGGACAGACAGAACAGGAUUGCGGAAGAGCGUCACAGAAAAGAAGAAGAGGAGGCCAAGAAGAAGGCCGACGACGAUGCCAAGAAGAAGAAAGUGUUAACUGGCAUGGGAGCAAACUUUGGAGGCUUCCUGGCCAAGGCCGAGUCGAGGAAGGGUAAACGCCUCACGGGCCGAGAGAUCAAGAAGAAGACUCUGGCUGAUCGACGACAGCCGCUGGGCAUCGACAAUAUGAGGGAGGACGGGCUCAAGAAACGGGCUCAAGAAAUGUGGAACUGGAUCUACCAGCUGGAAUCUGAGAAGUUUGACCAUAUGGAGCACAUGAAACACCAGAGAUAUGAGAUCACUGUGCUGCUUAACCGAAUCCAACAUGCUCAAAAAUUCAAAAAGGUCCACGGCAAAGGAAAGGUGGGAGGACGCUGGAAAUAAAGUGGACAUGAAACAGAAAUGAAACGAUCUGUGAAGUGGUAAAGAAAACAAAAAGGAAUCACAAGAGGAAUCAGACAUUUAUUCUCCACAGUCCUCUAGAGACAGAUCCUUUUAUGAGGACAAUUGGAUAUUGUUGCUUGAUAUGAAACAUUAUUGAUAAUAAAACUACAUCCACUAAA